AUGGCAAGCACUCUUGACAGGUGGUACACAAUUGCCGACAAAUACUUGUUAAGGUUUAGUAGUAUUGAUACUGUCGUCGUGUGUCGUGUGUGCCUGCGUGCGUGUGUGAAUUAUUUGUGUAUUAUUUUUAAAAAUUGUAAUGUCGGUAAUGUAUGUAAAAAUUAAUGUCAUUAUUGUAAGGCAAGAAAUUGAAGUAAACAGUGAUUAAAUUACAAAAAAAAAUAGUAAUAGGGUUAAUCAGCGGGGGGGAGGGGGGAGGGGGGAGGGGGGAAAGCCACUUCCCAUACAUUGUCUUAAAUGAAAUCCAAAUGAUGUUCUCACAACUUGCAAAGCGAUCAGCGGGGGUCUUGCCAGCGGAUUUGUGUACUGAUCAUGCGCAUUACGUCAAAACCAUAGAUCAACGGUCUAGAGAAGAAACAAGAACAUAACGGUCGAAGACGGGACUGUUUCUCACUAUUAUAUUUUGGUAAUUCGCAAAUUUAUUGAUUUUAUGUCGUUUUUCAGACAUAGUGUGUGGUUUUCUUUUUCUGUUGAACAAUUUCCCCCUGCAGAGUUUGGAAUAUGCAACAUAUAGCUACGUAUAGCUGAUAAGAACCGCCGAAGAGUUGAGCUAUCGAUCAGUGUUUUGCUGCAAACCUUAGGAAAGUUAAAGUCGCUUCAAGGUACAGAGCUUUCAGCAGUAAUUGUGAUUUGUUCAUUAGAAUCGUUUUAAAUUUAACUUUGGAUUCAAGGGUUGACUGAUCGUAAUAAAUGAAGUGAAAUGUUAUGAAGUGUGAAUGUUUAUUCAGCUCUGAUAUGUAGGGCUGUAAGCUCAUAUUUAUACAGGUCUCUGAAUAUAUACUUGCUUUCGAUGAAUUUGGCGCUUUCUCCAGUAAUUUUUAUCAGCAUCAAGUUAUCCUUGCCCGGCAAAAACGAUGUAACCUAUAAAUCGAUCCAGCGCGUUGUUGUUGGUUAAGAUCUAACACGGUUGCGUUUUAUCCAUGACUAGUACAUUUCAGUGUGAGUAUUGUCAAUGUUUUACAUGAAAAAGAUGCAAUAAAUUGAUACUAAAAUGUACUAGUCAUGGAGGUAUGUAAAGUGGGUAUUAAUUUGGAAAAAUUAGCAUAACGUUAAAACAGUGAAUGUUGUAACGCAGAUUUUUGACAUGUUCGUAGGAUAGGUUUGUCUUGAAAUUUUAAGAUGUUGCAGUGAAUCAAUCUCAAUGAACGUUUCAGACCUUAUUAUAUACAUUAUGAAGAUUAUCUGAAGAGAUUUUAAAAAAAUUCGUGCUAGUCGUUUCAGAGAUAUACAAAAAAGCGCUAAAAGUCCAAAUUUUGAAUGAACUUGCACUUACACAGGUGGUGAGAAAACGGGUUAGUUUUGAAGAUCGCAAGAACAAAAAUACACCAAAAUUUCCUGGGAUCAAAAUAUGAUAUUAAACAACAUUCUGACGCUACUUGAGAAUAAUUUGAGUCAUUUAUAACGUUUUUAUCAAAUAAUCUAUCACGGCUAAUGAAAAUUUAAGGUUUUAAAUAUAUUUUCGUUUUAGUCGAAUUCAACCAUACAGAAUUCCUUACUUCUUACGGAGGUUGUUUGCUAAACACCAAACUUUAAGUUCCUAGUGUUGGAUUUUUAGCAGCUGGUCUAAAUCACACAAAAUUCGUCUUUUAUCAAUUUCAAAGUUUUUUGUUUAUUGUUGUCAUAGUAAUAUCGAUUUUAAAUAAAACUACAUUUUCACAAAUUUCAACCCAUAGCCAAUUACUGGUGAAAAUUUUAUAGCGAUCGGAUAAGAAAAAAACACUUUAAAAACGAUUGAAAAAUAUCGGUAUGGCCUCUGAAAAGCUAUAUCGAAAGACCUUAAAGCGAAUGAAUUUUACCCGACUAUAAUCACUUACAUAUGCAGGUGUUAUAAUUAAGAGAAAUCUUUGAGAAGCAAGAUUUUUUGCCCUUUAGAGAUGUUUCAGUUUGCGAAGAAUUCAAGGGUCGAUAAUUUAUCAAGAAAAGUAUUUGACAUAGAUGGUCAUAAAAUUUUUAAUAAUCCACCUAAAAAUAAUGAAUUUUCAUCGAUAGCAGAGGUGUCAAACACGAUAGGGUUUAAAAAAAUACCACUUAUGGGGUCGAAAAAUGAAAUACGUUAAUGAAUAGGCUAAUGUAGACUAUGGAUUAAACAUAUCACAAAUCAUGAUAAGGAAAACUAUGUAUUCAUUGAAAAUGUUGAACAAAUGCUGAUAUUCCCUGGCAGACGUGAUCAUGAUAUGCUUUAAACAAUUUAAUAUUUAUCGAUAAUUAGUAUGGUCACAAUUAUGUUCGUAUAAGAAAAGAAGCUGUUUAAAUAAACCCUAAAACAAUUUUCGUAUAAUACCUUUUAAUAAUAUUUCACAAAAACUUCCUGAGGAUUUGGAAUUAAGUGGGGAAAGCUUAAGUUUAGGCGUUUUGUAUCAAACCAUGAAAUCUUUCGUGGGAACUCUUGUUAUAAUAGCUUUGUCUCUCUUUCAAUACGGACAGUCUAAUGCAUCAGACCAAAAGGUAUUUUAACUUGUAUUGCUAUUUUGUGUUUUAAAUUAAGGUGUCCGCUUUAAACUGUCUUUAAGUAAACCGUCAAAGAGCACUUGAGUCCUUCGACACUAAGACGUUUCAAAUUGUAUUCAUGUAGUAAUAACAUAAAAUGUUCAAGGAAGUAUCGGGUGUUGGCUUUGCUUAUAAAACGAUUGCUAUUUUCAACCGCUGCCAUCCACGUCGUAGUUGCUUACACUCAAUACCUGGACAAGAAUUAUGUCAAUUUUAACAUAAAUCAGUAAUCAAUGAAGUUGUGUAACUUUUAUCGCGAUAAAUAGGUACAUUAAAGAGAAAAUGGUUUCUAUGACUUCUUUAGUAGUACAUGUAUGUUUUCACUUUAAUGACCUUAAUAAAAUGCAAAGUUUCGAGAAUAGUAGCUUCAUUGGCCGUUAGCAACUGUUAUAACAGGUAUUAUGAGAUUUUGUAUAAAAAGAAGUGAAAACGAAAUGAAGGGCAUUGUAAUUUUCUUUUCACUCAAGGAGAAGAAUCGUGCCAAAGAAACCAUCGUCGAUGAAAAAGGUACGAUAUUGGUGCAAAUAUAAAUCAUGAUUUUACAUUUAUGUUUAAGCCAACAAAACCGUCGCCUCACCAGUUAUUUUUUUCUGUCGUAUUACUUUUGUUUUUAAGUUUAUGGUUAGUGAAUGCUUACAUUGUUUCUUCACACAACAACUAAUUGUAAAAUCAGCAAUAUUUUUAUAUGUUUUCUCCUCGCUGUUUGCUCCACGCUCGCAUCGUGUUUGCCUUUGCUUGCCUGACAGAACCACAGGUCACCCAAGUGAAACAUCAGCAGCGGGUUUGUUGUGUAACCUGCCAAAUGGUAGAGGGAGAGUUAACCUCACUUAAGUUGUGUGAUUCGUCUUUCCUAUGUGGUCCCCGAGCCAAAUUAUGGCCAUUUUUUAGUUUUUAUCGUAACCGGAUUGCUCUCUCUAACAAACCGGUUACCAUCCUCCCAUAAUGAUGAUUUAAUUAUUUUUAUUUCAUUUACAGUGGCAUACCUGUGGAUUAACUGGUGAAGGUUUCUUUUUUAACUGACCUAUUUAGCUAAGAGUAUGCGCCACUUAAAGUGAAGCAUCUUAUCUUAUCUCAUCUUUUUGUCAUGUUAAAUUUCAAACAGACGAUUCACUUGAGAUGCGAGCAAAGCGAGGUUCUCUUCAGCUUGGUGCUAUGAUCUGGUGUGAAGUUGGCCGAAACCCGCUCGAUUAUAACCCGUAUGGCUGCUGGUGUGGUGUAGGAGGAAAAGGCCAACCUGUAGACGAGAUUGACAGGUAUUUGAAAGCAGAUUAAUCCUAUCAUUCUAUUGAAAGUGGGCUGUGUUGUCCUUUCGCUAAGGGCUGUAAUGUGAUUGGGUUAGUGUAAGUACAGUGUCCUCCCGAAAACUGCAAAAGCAUAGGAACUGUAGCAUAGCAAAUAGUGUUCACUUGUAAGAUAUGUAGUCCAAGGAGCAGACGAUUUGUUAUUGGCAUAAAUUUUCGUUUUCUGUUGAGCUUACCAGUUAACAAAUCGACAACAAUUUUCAUAGUUUGUAAUUCUUAUCGGCCAUAAAAAUGACGUCAAAAUGUUGAAAAUUCUAGUUUCACUGUUCAAUAUGUUCAAGUUUUGAAUAUAUUGACGUCAUUUCUAUGGUCGAUAAGAGUAUAGAGCAUGGAAAGUUGAGGUCGAUUUGUUUUUUUCAAUAAUAUUUUUCACCUCUAUUUCCGUUGAAGUUUCUCGGACAAUCGCUCAAAAAAGAGAGAAACAAAUAGGCCCCUUCCGAGUUCCAUAAACCUUCACUUUCAAAAUGAGGCCAAGUGCACAACCUUUCUUGUGAAAAUGAGUUUUAUUUGCAUGAGAAUAAAAAAUCAUUUUCAUAUCAAAGGCUGAGCACCUAACCUCGUUUUGAUACACAGGCCUGGGGGAACCAGGAAAUGGCCUAUUACUCCACCACCACGUCAUUUCUGUAGUCUGUUAGUGCUCUUUUCGACCACAGCUCUCGUCCAAUCAGCGCACGAGAAAUCGCUCAGUUAUUGUAAAACGAUUUUCCGGGCGUUAGGAUCAUAAAUGGUUCUCUCAGCAGUCUCAGGAGAUGAUUUCAUUAAAAUGACGUACAAAUUUUUAAUUCUUCGCUUUUCUAUUAUUUCCUUUAGGUGUUGCUAUGUCCAUGAUAAAUGUUAUGACGCUGUGGUUGACAGUGGGAUAUGCGGCUGGUUUAGCGAAUAUACCGUGUACGCUAUACCCUACAUAACCCGCGGCUGUAGUGGAUGUGGUGAGUAUGAUAUGGUUAAACCAUCCAAAAGCAGUCACAUGUCUGCGGUAUGGCCAGUAACUAAAACUUCUAGAACGUUUUUAUUUUUACAUUUUACAUUUCUAAUACGUGCGUCGAAUGUGGUAAAGACGUGAUGUCUUAUUUUGCAAGUAGUUCAAGUAGCCCCGCUUGUUACCCUAGUAACGCAUGAUUUAUUGCAACCCCUGCUUGUUUCCCUUUUAACUCAUAGAUAUACUGCCAGCCACGGCUGUUACCCUACUAACUUAUGGAUCCCCGGUUGUUACCCUAUUAACUCAUGGAUAUAUUGCAAGCCCUUGUUGAUACCCUAUUAACUUAUGCAUAUAUUGCGAGCCCCGGGCGGUUAUAGUAUCCGGUUAUGAUAAGAGUUUGUUAUCUCUUGCAGCGUCCACUGGAUGGUUCUCAAACUCAAAAUGCCAAAAGACACUUUGUGAAUGUGACGGUGCUUUUGCAAGAUGCGUGAGAGAUCACAACUCCAAAUUUCAAAACAGCUACAAAGACUAUGAUAAAUCAUCUUGUUAGAGUGCUCAUCCGAGCAAUUAGAAAGCAAAAAAAUAUCAAAGCAAGAGAGAAAAUGUGUCUUUUAUUUCAGUAUAGUAUAUGGACUAUGGACUAGUAUGGAAAGAAAGAAAAAGGCAAUGUAGUUGAAUUUUAGAAUGAAAAAAAUAAGGUAGAAAAGGGUGUAAACAUCUGUUAGUACGAUUGCUAACGGGCUUUGGGAGAACCCUGCUGCUGUUUUUGUCUCUUAUUAUAAAUAUGCACUUCAAGUAAAAUUUUCUAGAAACCUUAGGGUUUUGAAAUUUCCUUUUCUCAUUAUUUUAGACUCAUGCAGACCUUACUCUGUUUUAAAAGCAUUGUACAAAUUAUCUCCAAAUCAUCAAUUGUUAACCUAACGAUGGACUACCUCCUUUUCGAAUAAAAAUUUCGGUGAGGACACUGCUUAGAUAGCUGAGAAACAAAACGGGCCAGGUCACCCGUCCAAGGGUAAGCGACCGGUCCCGAGGGUAGCGGGUCGAUUGCGAGUGAGUCGCCUGUUUAUUAAAUGAUCGGUCUGUCCAAUGUGGUUCGAGACAUCUAAUCUAGUUCCGGAGACCAAGGCCUAGGACAAACGUCGAACUUUUCAUGAGACGAACCAAACUCUGAUUUGUGUCAGACCUAAAUUAAGGGGCUGUGUCACGAUCAUAUCACUGAUUAAGGUCAAUUUUGUACUGAAGUUAUUACCUAGGGCUUUUACAAUGGUCUUGCGGAGUUAUGAAGUUAUGAAUUUCAUCAUGGAGAACUAAGCAUAAUAAUUUUUUACGUGAUUUUUGCAGGCAUAGCAUUAAAACUUGAAAAAGCUGGCCCAACUUUUUCAAGUUUAUCCUUGCCAUCCUUUGCAACAGACAACAGAAAACAGUUUCAAUGCCUAAUUAUAGUCUUGAAUAACAAAACUGAACCAUCAUUCUUGGAAUUCAAUUAAUGCUUAAAAACGUUUGAGCUUGUUAAAAAUACAGUAGAUAGCGUGUCAGGGUCCCUUUAAGAUCGUCUGUUGGGUCAGACGUCGAACUAAGGGCGAGUCGAACCAAUCAACUGAAUCAAAUCAAAAAGCAAUUUUAGCUGGCCAGUAAUAAAUUUUCUCCCAAACGAAGCUAAAUAUACAUUAUCAUACAGAUUUUUAAUUAUUAAACGAUCUGUUUAGUUCGUCGCAUGUGAAGAUUGACGUUUGUUCCAGAGACGAUCUUCAGACGUUCUAUCCGUCUGAAGCCAAGACGGAUUGAACGUGUUGGACGAUCCAAACCCAUUCAGACAAUCUUAACUGAGCCAGAAGUCGAAUUUUGCAUGAACUCAACUCGCUAAGUUUGGUUCGUCUCAUAAAAAGCCUUGACGUUUGGCUUAGACCUAAUAGUCUUUUUACCUCACAAAAUUAGUCGAGGUGGACUGCCGUGAAGUGUGCCAAACGCACGCGUGAGGACCGUGAAGGACGCAAAUGAUCACAGCAUGAACGGUCGCCAGAAGUCGGAAAAUUUAAUCAACGGAUAAGAAUAUCAUUUUCGUUUGUUUUCUACCACGUUUUAACUUCGAAGGCCUAUUUUGUUCACCGUUUAGUGGAAACAUGGGCGAGAACGCAACUAGUUUUCUUGGUCUUUCUUGUCAUGUUUUCCGAAUUCUUCAUAUCACUUUGGUAGUAUUUGUCUUUCCUCCCUCCAGCUCCGUUGGUUCCUUAGCUAUUUUCGGGUGGGAACAUUACAUGUAAAUGAUUAACACUUGAGUUUGAAUAAAAUCUUUUUGUUGUUGUUGCUGUAGUCUUGUGCAAUCAAUCCCCCAAUCGAUCAACAUACCUUUUCUCUACACAGUGUUCAUACAUUCCUCAGGUACUACUUGAGAGAAUUUUUUCAAAUGCUAAGACAUUCAGUCAUCUUUGGUUAUCAAUGUUUGAUCAGGCAGUGUUAUUGUUGGGAGAAAUUAGAUACUGGUCGCCAUUUGGGCCUGCUAAAGAGGUCAAAGAGAUGAGGGCCUUUCUUAAUCAAUCAACUUGCGAAUAAUGCAAAAGCGAGUUACACAGGCAACAUUUUCAACCUGUAGUCUGUCAGCAGGUCCAUCUCUUUUUUAUUUAGACGUAGUACACUUCGUAAACAAAUUUACUUGCAAUGGCAUUUCGCUUUAUUGACCUUGUUUCGUUAGUUAGAAAAAAUAUUGAAUUUCUAGAACUAAAGAAGCGAAACGCAAACACAAAGUUCCUGUCACAUAAUCUCAUUAUAAUAACAAAGCAUUAAACAUUGCCCAAUCAGCGGGUUAACCUAUAGACCUUCUGUACACACUUUCUGAGGUGACAGACAAGUUUGAAAUCCUUGCCUUUCUGAGCUGCAUUAUUAUUGUAUUAUAGUCAUUUCGAAAGACGUUCCACUCAAAACUACAAAGAAAACAUCAAUGCUCGUACUUUGAGAAUAAGUCAAAGUUAAGAGGCUGAUUCGUGAUGCUCCCCAUUUUAGUUAUCGCGGUUUUAAUUCAGGUAAAGCUGUUAAAAGAAAUAAUGUUUGUCCUAACCUGUUCUCAGCUAUAAGAUUUCUACAUUUACUGUGCUUUAUUUUGCUAUUAAGAAAUCUGUUUUUUGGUAACAUUUUUUCGGUUUUCUUUUCUUCAGCGUUUGUUGGCUUCUGGACCUGAAGACUAUUACGAUAAAGGUAAUGAUCUAGAAGAAUAUAGUUGAUAUGUCAUAACUUCCCAAACGCGCACAAGUGUAUUAUAUUUGAUAUGAACUUUCUGCUACCUAUCUAUUUGAAAUACACGAUCAUUAGUUGUAGUUGUCGAAGCUGCAGAAAAAAGGAGCAAGGAAUUCUCUGGAUGUAUUAUUUAUCCUUUUGAUAAAUAAUUGAAAACGCGAAAGUUUGUUCAAGACGAGUCAUUUUGACACAUACAGUAAUUUCGUGACGUUAGGAGAUUAAAUGAAAUGUUAGCUACCUACUAAAGCAUAAUUUCGUUGACAAGUUUUCCGUGGUAGUGUACAUCAAGACUGGUGUUUUUUGCUCUUUUUUAAGAAAAAGCCGACAUUUUUUUUCUGUCUUCCUCACCAAGGAAACCGUGGUAGUUUAACUGAGGACGGCUUAAUUUGACACCAAAUGAGAUACGAUAAAUCAGCGAGUAUAAUUUAUUCAGAGAAAAAAAACCUCAUUUUCAUUAUGUGGUUGCCUGAUUGACUAGAGUGUGCGGACGAUAAAUAAGCUCAUGAAGAAGUUAACAUAUUUGAUUGAGAUUCUUUUUCUUUCUUUUUAUCGGGCAAGUCAUUAUUUCCGUUCCCUUCUAUAUAAUUUCACUACGUUCCCGCAACAGCUCCACUUAUUACCGCGACUUUCUUUACAAAGAGGCAAACUCUUUGCUUUACCGCUUGGCAAAUUUCCCCGGAAAUUUCAUUAUCUCAUAUUGCUCUUUGCUUGGCGACUAUAAGUACAUUCAGCUGUUCACCUGUGUUAACUAAACUUCUAAUUUAUAUGACUUUUUCUGUUUUCCUAGUAGACAAUCUUUCUUACACUCUGCGGCUAAAAAUGAUUAGUUAUUUGGCAAUAUAUGAUUUUCCCUCAAAAAUCAUAAGUUACAGGAAAGUAGACAAAAGAAAAUUCUCCCCAACGAAAAACCAGAUUCCCUCUUUUUUUUAAUGUAUAGCCGUCUUUCUCAGUCAUAAAUAUUUUGGUUUUAGGCGCGCAGAAUAGAUUACAAACUUGAAUGCCUCGGUCGGCUUUUUUCAUACUUGGGCUUCGGGCCUCGGGUGUGAACGAAAUUCUUUUUUUGUCUAUUAGCAUGGGAACAUGCAAUCAGUUCCUCCGAAGAGUACAUAAAUAAAAACAUGGAAAUGUAUAUACACUUGAAAUGAUUGUAUUCGACUUUCAAGGAAAACAAAAGCUCAGGUCCAAAAAUUAAAGAACGGAAAAGCAGUCAUUGAUUAAGAGGUGUAAAUGGUUAGAAGAGGGGGCACGCUUCAAAUUAUUGUUCCUUUUCGGUUUACAGCACAUAAUUAAAAACACUUUUAUCAACUGUCUGGGGCUAAAGUUCCUACAUAAAUAUAAACGAAAUCUCUUAUGGAGUUCUGGGGCUUCUUGGAAAUACAUUGCCUAAUCCUAUUUACCCAAAGAGAAUAAAAUCUUCUUUUGUAAACAUAAAUUUCCGACUUAAUUAUGUCGCGUUAAUCCGAAUAUCAUCCGUUUCAUCCUGUUCAAUAUUACUGCUACACUGCAUAUCAUAUGUCGUUGACACUAGCUGAAGCAUACCCCAAUUUCUUGUUCACGUUGAUGGCCUUUAGGUUCUAAAAAAACCUUCGGGAAGAAAGAUUUUCUCGGCGGCCAUAUUCUUCAGCCAUUAUUUUGUCAUUUUCAAUCAUAGUCGCUAAAUAUUUCUACCGCGAAAUACAGUUACUACAAGUUACUACAGUGUAGAACAUCGAACCUUUGUGCAGCGAAGUGCUUGGUAUAACGAAUGAUGUUCUUCGCCCCAGAAACAGAAAUAUAUAUAUAUAUAUAUAUAGAAAAGAACCUUGAUAUAAAGGAACCUCCCUAUAGUACAGGUUAAAGCAAACACAGUUUGCCAGUCUUUGGUCCUUCAUUAUUGCGAGGUUCCACUGUAUUUCUAUCUUUUAGAGGCCCAAAUCCCUAAACUCUUAAACGGAGCCUUUAUUUUGUCACUGUUUUGCUUUCGUUUAAAAUUGCCAAAGCGUAAAUAAGGAGGUUAACGUUAGAUAACAUCGAGUGAAGCCAGAUGGGACACCUUAUGAAUUUUACACAACCCAUUAUUUCCAUAAUGGAACGAGACUGGAAUGUAGAAUGAGGCUAGAAUAGCUCAAGAAACCAAAACUACAGAGUGCCAGUUAUGGAGAGGACACAGUAUAGAGUUAAGCACUGAUCUGCAGUAAUUAGGGUUAAGCACUAAACUGAAAACGGUUAGCUUUCAAAUAUUGAAAUGGGGUACGGCAUAAGAACAUGUAUAUUUUAAAAAUUGUUGGAUUUGGCAGCUACUACUCGAUGGUGUAGUGGAUAUGGAUGUAGGCUAAAAAGCAAGUGACCCGGAUUCAAAGCAUUACAGUGGAUUUUUUCUAUUUCAUUUUAUAUUACACAGUAAAGUUGGACUUAAGUUGUUCUUCAUGUAAUUUUACUGAAAGAAACAAUCUGACUUCAGCCGAUGUUAUCUAAUGCUAACCAAGUAAGGAAGAGGUUUUUUUUUCAGUCCCUUUAACUCCCCCUUCUAAUGAUUGCGUAAUCAUAAACGACUAGUUUCUAGCGACUCCCCGUCUUCGGGUGCAAGUAAUGGAAGACGAUGACCAAUUAAUCCCAGUUAAGAAAAAAUGUUUUCUUGUUCCAGUGCAAGGGAAGUUGUGAGUGGAAUCCUUGUCAAGGACGAUGUCUAUCAGUGUUAGGAUCAGUGUAAAUAAUAGUCCAGUCAAUUUAGGCAUUUUCAAGGCUCAAGAUCAAACUAAUUGCAACAGAAUUGUUUUCAACGUCAUUUAAGUAAGGGUGGCCUAUCUAGCAACAUACUAAAAAUCCGCCAAAAUCCGUUCGACGGAACAUGUCAAAAUUAAGCGUUAAACAUUUUGAACUUUUGACACAGGGCACCCACUUUACUUGAAAUUACACGGUUAAACAAAAAAUGCACAAAAUAUGUUUGCUACUUUUAUGGAAAAGUGAAAGAAGAAAGAAUAACUGCUACCUAGUUUUCGCGGGUAAAAACGAAGUGUUUCUUUUUUCAAAAGGGAUAAAUAUUAGCCACGGUUGGCUUUUGCACAGGAAGCCCAUGUUCCACUCAAGGAACCCUAAAACAACAGGAGGCUUUCAGAGUAAUAGAGUGAACUGUUGGCUGUAAAACUACGACAAAUUUAGUCGUAAGGCUUUAAAUCUGAAAAAUGAAAGCCGUUACUUAAUCAUUAGCUUUUAAAAGAUAUCCUUUUUUUUUAUCAGAUUUCUGUUAGCCGCUAGGGUAAGAACAAUAUAUAUCAGAGCUGGAUUUUUGAAUAACGUUACAGCCUAAAUAGAGUUCUCCCCUCAAACAGUUUUUCUCUUUCAACAACUAUCUCCAAAGAAGUCAACAUAAAAACUAAGAGGGCAGCCAUUGUUCUUUCUUCUCCUCGUUUCUUUCUCCUCGCUCUUUGUAUUUUUCCUUUCCUUGUUCUUUUAUAGGAGGAUUUUUGGGCUCAUUUUCCCUUCUGCUUUUGGUCUUUUUCUCAGUGAAAAGACUGCAAUUUUCGUUCGGUACGUUUUUAAAAAUCCAGCAAGAUAAUACUUUGGCUUUUACGGUUAUUAACUAUACAUCAAUGUUUGUUAACGUACCAACAUCCUCAAAUAUACAAGUUUCACUUUUUCGAAACUUUUCAUUUUCUUCUUGUUAAAAGUGAAUUGGAGAGGAGAGGAGGAUAGUCUUACUAAUUCUUUACGACGCACAACAAUGCAGAGUUUUUGAACAGGUUAAGCUCCAGUGCCUAUGAAUUUGAUGAGAGGGAAAUGCCUUUUCAUUAAAGGAAAAGUGUUGUUACCUUCACAAAGAUUAACGGAACAUUCAUCCCAUAAGAACUUUGGUCCUAGCAAACGAGCGUUUCAAGAAAACGAAACAGUAUAAUAGAGAGGCUGGUUUUUAAGGGAAAGAUUAACUCUGGGUAGCCAAAACAAUGCGUAUAAAAUAUAAUUCCCCACGGAGAGCAUAAUUCACGUAACUCAGUCAGAAGGUUAACUUGCAGUAAGUUGAAGUGUUACACAACUCUCAUCCGAAGAGAAACAUGGGUUCCGCAAAAAGAGGUGACACAUCAGAAGCUAAGUCAGGCAAGCCCAUUAUUAAUGUCGUAAAUAUGUUCAGUACUUUCGCGCCUUCAUUGACCAGUGCAAUUAUAUUUUCAAAUGUUUAGGAUCCCAUGAUUGUUAUAGAAAAAAGAGGUCUUCAUUUGCCAAAGGACGAAAAAAAAGACUGGUCGAGGUUCAGGGUUGUUCUCACAAAAGAAAUGCAAGGAGGGAAUAUAAAUGCCUUUAGACCACAAGCAAUUAAUCUUAUUCAUCUUACCAAGAAAUGAAGAGCUGCCGCAGAAAAUACAAAUUAAACACACAGAUACACUAAACUAAAUCUGAUCCUCGCUGCAAAAAGAAGAUAAAUAAAGAACAAUCACACUACGUUGGUUUUCUGGAUUUCCUUUAGACAUUCGGCCAGGUGUAAUGAAAAGCGCACAGCGUUAUGAUCUAGCAAAAACCAAAUAGACAGAGUCCAUUUACAUUGUAAAGUACGGAGUCAUAAUCCUAAAGGAGGUUGCGCAUGUCGUGCGAAAAAAAAAAGAAUCCCUGAUUUCGAUCACACAUAUUGUGUCCAAGGCUUGAACAUAACUACCUCACAAAACUCGAUUACAGAAAAUGGGAAUAGGUUAAACAGUUUGUACUGAUACAAAGCUGUCGUCCGUUGCACACAUUUAGUUCCACGUAUCCUGCAGCAUGGAUGCAAAAUUAGUAGCUGCCUGAAGGUGAACAAAAUAUCAAAUCAAACUGUUCACCAUCAGUCAGCUACUAAAUUUGAUUCCAUGCUGCAGGAUUUAAAAAAAUUACAAGCCUGUAAAACUAAAAAAACUUUCUGCAUUUCUGAUAUUGCGCAAAAAAAUAAAAUUGCUAAUAUUUUUAAUCAUGUCAAUACAGACUGACUAAUAAUUUCCUUUUUAAAUGCCGUCAUACAAAAAAAAUUACAACUUGGAAAACAGAAGGUGAAGACAAACGAGUGGCUGGGUAACCUGUGCAACGCCGUCAAGACGAAACACUGACCCAGGUGUUUCUCACACAUUUAGUCGGCGUUUUUAAACCAAAACUAGAAAAGGAAGAAAAAGACAAUUAUCAAAUGUUUUGUCUGAAUUUGUGAUCUUCCUGAAAUUGGGUGUCCUGUGGUGAAAGUUGAAAAUCUUUAUUGCCAAUUUUUCUCCUGUUUCACCGAACCAAUUUUGGCGGAUUUUUAGUAUGUUGUUACAAAGCUAUUCAACAAUUAAAUGGCGUUGAAAAAAAUUCCGUUGCAAUUAGUUUGAUGCUAAACCACAAUUUGACUGGACUAUAACUCACCCAGGACACUUACCAACAAAACGCACAGAGACAAGUGGUUGAUGGGAGGUCUAGUAAUACCUGCUUCCCGUAAUAGAUUUGAAUACACGUGCGCGCUUGUCAAGGAAAUUUAGAUAUAUCUUUACAAGCCUUUACAAGACACAACGACGUCUAGAAAUAUUGCAUUAGCUAAAUUUUGUGAUAGAAAACUUGCCAAGGGCACUUAUUUAGGAAAUUUUGUUAGUGUAAAGGGGGACAUAUUGCACGAGCAUUAACAUUGCAUGAAAAAUCAUGACGGUUUUUUUUCAAAAGCCCUACUACAAGAACAAAAGUCUCACCCGGCGACUUCAAGUUCUUUGAAUUUUUUUUUUUUUUGAAGGGCAAAAUGCAUAAACACAUAAACACAUUAAGAGUGCUGACUAGGGAACAUGCUGAAUAGAGAUUCAUUUGUAGUCAAAUUUUUAUUCAUUUUCUCACUCAUACUUUAGAUUUUUGUAUUGGUAAAACUGAUGGCUUGCACGCUGACUCAGAGGACUGCAGAGCGUAUUAUGACUGCGUUAAAAACAGGGCACGCCAUCGCACUAGUUUGUCAACGGGAACCAUGUUUGAUCCACAAACAAAGACUUUCGGACGUUCCGAGGAUGUAAACUGCACAGUGCAGAGAGGUAAAGCUCAUGUAAUGGCAUGGAUGGCUUUCAUCCAACGGCCAUGACGGAAUAACGGUAUACACUUACGCAGUGAAAGGCCAUGGAGCUAAGACCAAAUAGCAAACCAUUUAUCAUUAUUUUCACUUUUAAUAACACUUUCCUAUACCUUGUAAUCCCUAUCAGUGGUCCUGCAGCAUCUAACUUCUCGUUGUAAUAAACGACAUUUUAAGCCCUGGUACCAGAGGUUUUACUUAAUUUUUCAGACUCUGUGUGAAAGAGACAGAGUCGCCCAAAGCGGCGAAAACGAGUCGCUUCGCCUGGGUCGUUCUCUGACACAGAGAAAAAAUUUUCAAGAAAAACCCCUGGGACCAGGGUAAUGACAUUUAUGUUGUGUAAACACCUUACAAAGGCAGUUAAGUAAAGAAAGUGAAGAGAAUCAGACUCGAGCACGGUUUAAUUCCUUGACCAACCAGGACAGCAACUUAGCUUUGAAGCAGAGCUUGAAAAAAAGUCCCGUGCGGUAACCGGGACAAGUAGGUUUUCUUACUUGGCAAGUAACCGUCAAAGCUUACUUCACAAUGGAAAAGGGUCCAUCCAAUUCAUCCUCUAACAAAGUCAUUAACUAAGAUGGGAAGAGGUCGCCCUUACAAAAAUGAGAGAACUCCUUGUCCAUGGGACAAGCUGAAAUUCAAGUUUUUUUCGCGUUCUGUUUCGAGGUGGCUGACUAAAGGCGCUGGUAAUCAUAUGAGUUUGUACUGAAUAUUCCCUACGGUAAGAAGGCGACUAGCUCCUAUUUUGGUUUAUGUUUCUGUUGUUUAUGAAGAAUACAAUAUCGCACACUGUGGUCUUUAAAUAAAUUCUUUGUAAGGCUGAAAUUAUUUUCAAACAGCCUUUUUUUUGACAACUUCAUUUCAGGCUGAAAUGUUUUCUCUUUAAUUUCUUUUCACAGUUUAUCGUGAACUAUGGACUGGUGUACCUGGGGCUGAAGUAGCUGAUCUAGAGUCCAGUCCUUCAUAUCCAUGUGCUCCACAUAGGGCGGAGUUUAUAGACACAUUUUGCAUUUACAAGUUAGACAUUGGGAAUAGUUUUGGUCAGCGAUUAAGGUCGUUCUUUAGAGCUCCUGAGACAGGGAAUUAUAUUUUCCAGACGUCUUGCGAUAACACCUGUCAGCUAUGGAUGAGUGAUAAUGAACUUCCCUCCAGAAAGCGGCUCAUUGUUGACCAGAAACAUUAUACGUCAGUAUACAGCUUUGACUUGUAAGUCGCACAAUACGAAACUACAGGGGCGGAUCAAGGGGGAGGGUGCAGGGGGUGCUCACCCCUCCCCCCCUGAGAUGACCUGCAGCUUUCUAAUACAACUGGUACUUGCAAAACAUGCAGAUAUGUAUUCUCAACAGUUCACAUUAUGUUAUUGCCUGGUCAAAAGCCUUCUUCCUCGUAUUCGCUGUUAAAAUUUGUUUACGUCACAAGUCAGUUACUUCAUUUCUUUGUGGUGCACCCCCCCCCACCCCCCUAAGAAAAAUCCUGGAUCCACCCCAGUACUGGUAGUCAUGGUUAAUAUCUCAGAGAAAGAUUUAGCAAGUGCAGGAUUCCGGCCAUGUAUUCACACAUAUCUUCAUCUUCUACGGUGAUGUACUUACAAAAUGAACAGCUCCCAGUUGGCGUAAUAUCUUAUCGCAGAUCGUAGGUUCAAACUGUAUUGACAUGUCGCUACGAUCCUUCACGUGGUAAAACUAGAAUUCGUUCCGGGCCGUUUUUUUAUAAUGACAAAUAUAUAACUGCAGAAGUAAAACAAAGUAUACUGUUAUUUUGGUAGGAAUGCCCAGAUACAAAUUAACCCAGUUUAUUUUCUUUUAGCGGCCAUUGCUAGUGUAGGUUAGUGUAGCAUUUUUAGUCUUGGUUAGUGUACUGCAGCGAAGUGACGUUAGGCUAAUGCUUUUUAUUUUUUGUUUACAGAAGACUUGAUCAAUCUUCAGAGAAGGUAAAUCUCACUAAAGGUAACCUGUACUACAUGGAACUUCUACACAAGGAGAAUACGCUCAUUGAUUUCAUGUGUGUUGGCGCCAUGUUUCCUACUCUAUCGAGAGAGCGGCCCAUUUCGUCGAGGCAUCUUGUCAUGGAAUCAACUGGUACGAUAAAAGAUUGUAUUAUAGAUGGCUAGUUACGUCUGCCGACUACUGUGGUCUCAGUUAUUUGAAAGGGUAUUAUGGCGAGACUCAGUUGAGGGAACGAACGAGUAUAAAAAUAAUCUUCGUUAGCCUGCUAAUACAGCCGUCUCUCCUCGCUCUUCGCCACUUGGGACUUAAAAAAGAGGAGCAACGAGAGACGGUUGUAUUCACGGGCUUCAUCCGCUUGCUUGCAAUAUGCUCGACAAUCCUGAAUUAAAAGAGUGAAGUAUGAGGCUUUUUGACACGAAACUUCAAAAGCCGCAACUGAAAAUAAGAUCAAGUAGGUAAUUAAUUAUAUUAAUGAAACUUCAAUAAGUUAAAAACUAUAUCAAUUCAAAAAAGGCAUCUAUUUAUCAAGCAUUGUUUGGAAUCUCCCAGUAUUCAAUCGAGGCAAAUAUACCUGUGGCCACGUAGUAUCAAUUCUCUUUGCUUCGUCGGGGGCAAAAACUCGUGCUGUGGGCUUUUAACUUUAGAACAAACUUUAUUCUAUAGAUGUAACUGUAACUGUACGUUGGAUAGAUGCGGGCGACACAUUCCUCAUCUGUAUUCCCUUGCAUUCCAGUGUAAACACGUGGUGUCUGUUUUUCUCAACAUUGUUCUUAAAAUGAGUACAGGUCGAAAGAGAUACUUUUGUGAGAUCUUGAAUUUUUGGGCAAAACAGCCAAAAUAGGAAAUGUGCACCUUACGUCACCCGCAAUUAAGAUCAGUCAAGUUACGUUUACUCGUCACCUGGUUGAAAAACUUGACCGGACACUUCGCCCACGUGGGGCCGUCUAAUAUUUUUGCCGACAAGCCAAUUUGAAUUGAAACUCUUUUAUAAAUAGUUAUUGAGUCACACCACGCUGAUCAACUUUUCGACCGUACCGUUUAAAAAUUCGACCUCGAGUUCGACGUUAAAAUGUUUCAACGUCUUCGCCUUCUUAAUCUCCCUACGGUUGGUGGGGUGGGUUUCUUGAACUCACACGGAAUUGAGUUCCUUUUAUACUAGUUCCUGACAUUAUCGUUUGAGUUACCAAGCUUCUUGUUUUAUAUGAAUAUUUCUAAAAAUUUUAAUUAGUUACGUUGCAAAGCGACUGGAAUUUCGCGAUGCGAUGCAGUCUUGUUCUUAGAGUGUUUGCAUAGGUUGCGGAUCUCGCUGUCCUUUCAGAUCAAGUACCAUGAAUUUGAUUGAAACAAAUUUAAGAUCGUGAAACUUUCCCCCUCUUAUUUCUUAACAGAGCUUGGUCUUAUUGGUUGCACGGGAAAUGGAAGUUCAUUAGAAUUUGCCACGUGUACCGCACAGAAUUGUAAGAGUCCUCAGCAGAAGGUACUUAUAACCCUUAAUUAGGAAGCCACUACCAUGGCAACGGUUAUGAUAUUUGCUACUCCCUACUGAAGAGUUUUAAAACUUAAGAGUUGAAUUUCUCCUGCCAAAACUUAUCUAUUAUGCAAGGAGACAGGCAAGAAAAAACUUCGUCAGGGCUCCCCUCUCUUCAAACAAAUUGUAAUUUGUUAUUUGUGAAAUCAUUUUUUAUGACGAACCUCUCUGAUAAAACGAGAGUAAUACACAAAAAACAUUGGGAAGAAGAACAGUAGAUAGAGAAAAGUGCUAAAAUUUCAUGGGAGAAAAGUGUGGAAAGAAACAACGAGAAGGAGAGAAAGAAAGAAAAUGGAAUGUUCAUUCAAGGAAAGGUGAAAGAGAGAGAGGGAGAGAGAUGAUCACGGUGAUAGUGUUAACACAACAUUAUUGUGUUUUUAGCUUGAGUCAUUCAAGAGAGCGAUGGAUGAACAAAUCAAAUCCUUAAAAUCUCUUCAAUCGGGUGAAUCAUCUUCUUCUCAGCGACACAUUAGUCAAGUCACCAAGGUAAGUCGGAGUAAAAGCAAACGGGUCAUUUCCAAGGAGCUCCUAUACCCUGUUUUUCAAAACAGGGGUAAUUGGGCGAUAGCUGAUUAGAAGAUAUUUUUAUUCUUCUUCAACUGAAACUUAUUUUCUCACGUGAGAGGUUUCACAGUCGGCCACAUUUUUAAACUGAGGGUUUCUUGAGAAAGGAAAUGGCCUAUUAAGCUAGCUGUUAUGGUAUCACGAAACUUAGCCAUAAUCCACUUUGACAGACAAAUCUUUACUUCCUUCAAUAAUAAUAAUGAUAAUAAUAAUAAUGAUAAUAAUAAUAAUAAUUAUCAUCAUCAUCAUCACCGCUAAUUUCACCUGUAAAACUUUGUAACUUCCUUCAUCAUGUCCCCCCUUAUUCUCUUGCAAAGUGAACUAGCGUAUGUAACUCUUGAAACACAUAUUUUCCAGCUACUAUAUUCACUGUUUUACUUUUUAGUUUAGCUUUUGCAUCGUACACUAUUUUAUAUUAUCUUUUUGUUAUGAUAAAUUCAUCGAUAAAACUCUGUCUUAUCAGAUAAUAUCUUACACACUGCGUCAAUUAAAUAAAUUAUAAAAUAGUUAUGCAUAUCUGUUAGUUGGGCUUAAACAACUGAUGUUACUACCUUUGCACAAAUAUCCAGGAAAGUGGUAAAAUCAUAAACGGUAUGGUGGAAGACCCAGAGAGAGGUGGUUGGCAAAACUCAACAUUAGCAAUCCAGAUAGCCAGAGUGACUGAGUCGUUUGGAAGAGAAUUGGCUCAUAUAUGGUCCAAUGAAUCAUCUAGCGUCACCCUACUGGAGAGCAGUAUUGGUAAGCUGCCAUCAGAUAUUAGAGAGAGUGAUUAUAUUGUCCCCGUAGCGCUUAAAAUUUUUAAAAUUGCUACCAAUCUUUUAAUAUACUUAUAAUCUACUCAAACGAAAAAAUAUAAUCGUUUAAUGCUAAACGGCGUCGACAACGAGAACGGCAAAAACAAAUCAAAAGGUCUAAUUUGCAGAAAAAACAACUUUGCACUUGCAGCACACUUUCUUUGUACAUUUCUUUGACGUUGUUUUGCACAACUACAACGUGAAACUUCCUAGUUACACAUCUUAUGUAGGAAAUAUCGUAUGUGCUCACCAAAAGUUUUGUUGCUUGUGUCCCUGUUCGGUCUUUCUUUUUUUUCACUGCCGCUCAUUUUCACUUUGCUGACCACUACCAUUUCUCAUUUUCACACCACCAAUUUUCUUGUUUUUCUUCCAACAAAAUUGUUCUCCUUUGUUUUUUAUCUAACGCUUUAGCUCUUUCUCUGUCAUCCACGUCAGUAAAGACUUUAAAAUUAAGUCGGACUUGAUAUUGUUGUUGUUUUUCUCUCUCUAACGUCCGGGUGACCAUGCGAUUUCCCGCCAAAAACCCCCGUGUUGCAUUUGGGUUACCAUACCUGUUGAUUGAGUUAUUUUACGCUGGUAUGCCUGUGGUGCGGAUGGGCGUGCGUACGGUCACGCGAUUAACAAAAAUUCUUGGGUGCAUACCAAAUUUUCUUACCCAUGGUGCUCCGCUGAAAGCGCUUCUCUCUCAACGUAUAUUACUUAACUUAUCAGGAAUCUUGCGUAUUCGGAAACCUGAAGCGAGGGUGUGAUCAGUCUCAUUAGAGACCUUUAGAUUCUAGGAUGAGGACGACUACAAGUACAAAAUUUUCUAAAUACUAACGCUCACGCGUGAACUAGCGUUAUUUUGGCGGAAAAACGUGAUAGCUGUCGUCAUUCUACGAGUUUUAGCGAGAAUGUCAAAGUGGCGAAAACAGGUUAUUAAAUGUUGAAAGUUUUAUAAUUUUGGAGAAGGCUUAACCUCUUUCAAUAAAAAUAACAGUGCUAACUUUUCUGGUGAAUAAAAAGUACAAUGAAGCUUUCCGGAGUGUCUCUUUUUUUUUAAGAAGACGCAAAAAAAACCUCAGGUUAAAUCCUGUCCUCGUCUUCAAUUCUAAAGGUCUCCAAUAAAACUUCAUCUCUUUACAUUUUAGCUUUGCAGGCAUCUGUGCUUGUUGACGACUACAAAUUCUCAGCACCAAGAUCGAGAAAAGUCUGGCAAGGGAUUGACGACUUCUUGAGCUUAAGAAUAACAGGUAAAAAACACACGCUUUCUUUACCACUCCGGUGGCUGGUUGAGUUGGUUUGCCCUUGCCAUGGAAGUAAUUCUCCUGUUUUACAAGUGGUAUUGGUAAAAAGAAAAGGUUUUUCAAGAAGUAUGCCACAGGCCCUCGCUGAUAAGCAUUUAAAUUGAUGUUUCGCAUAUUUGUUGAAAGGUCACACUAGCUUUCGCUUUGUUUGUUCGUGGAUUUCGCAAGGCCCAAAUUGCUUACUUCCCGCAGGGGGUUACUCCGGAUUUCAAGUGACGGGGAUAAUCGAGUGGGGGCAAAAAUCAAAACCCUGAAAAAAGCCCUAGGGUUUCCAACAAAACCCCCCCAAAAUUCCUGGACCUUGAUUUAACCCUCAAAAUACCCUAUGCUGAAUUUCCGAGCCUUAAAAAUUUCCAGAAAACGAAAUAAGUUUGUUUGUGCUUUAUUCGCAGAACUAAGCGGCCAAGAUAUGCGGGCACUAUCCUCGGACACUACUGCGAAUUUAAAAAUUUCAAACCCAAACAAAUCCUCCACUUAAAAUCUCCUCCACUUAAAAUCCGGAAUACGUCUCCCCCCCUCCUGUCAGGGCUUACUUCCUUGCUUUGGAAGCGCCUGUGAUUGGUUUAUUUUGUAACCUCUUGUUUCAGCAGACGUUCGUUGGGGGAGGCUUUCGCAGCGGGCCAAAAGAACGUCUGUAUGUGAGGCCUUGUUUCAAAGGUUUUCGUCCUAGAGGGAGUUUGCUCAAUUUUCGAAAUGGUAUAAUACUGCCCGAGGGUAAAAACGUUGCGCUAAAAUUUGUUGUCGUGUAAAACAGGCGCACGGAAGAUAUUCUGCGCAAUUAUUGCGUUAGAAGGUUUAUAAGCUAGUUUCAGCAAAAAAGUUUUUUCUUUCGGUUCUUUGAGUAGUCUUGUUCUAAUGGCUCGUUUAUCUUAAUAAUUUUUUGUAUACCUAUUUAUUGAUUUAUUCAAAUGGAAUUCGCACUGUGUUAUUCCUUGCAAUUUACCGUAGAGAAGGAAAGUGCAUUUGCAUUGGUUCUACGAGUCAGAUGUAGUAACCUUAAUGUUCUCAAAAACAGGAACACCAAAGAAAACAAAGGCAUUUAGCGUCAUCUACAAACGUUUACAUGAAAUGAUACCAUCAACAGUGAAGGAAGUGUCAAAGUAAGUAUAUAACCCUCAGUUGUUCAGCGUUUUUGCUACAUAUCGAGAAUGCCUGCUUUAAAAUUUGAAGAAUUGAGUCUUCAGUUUUAGGUACCUAAUAAUGCCACUGGCGAAAAAAUGAUAUAUUUUGUAAUUUUUUGUUAUUGGUAUUUGCAAGUUUAAAUUGAUGUGUGUAGUGGUCUUAUCAUUUUUGAACGGAGCAUGUGUGACACAGUGGAAUGAAGACGUAGUACUUCUGAAUCGUGAUGACUUGAGAGCAAAGUAUGACAUUUAGCAAAGCUCGGAAUAUUUUUCUCACUGAAAUAACCAGAGAAGGGUUUUUCAAACGUCACCUUACUAUCUUUACUGUAGCUCAUUAUCAAACCAUUUUUUAUUCCCUUAUGCUCAGAGAAAAUGAAAAGGAAAGGGGACUUUACCACCUUAAUAGUCGUAUUAUUGGUAGUCUAAUCACUGCAUCAGGAAAGAACCAGAAGCUUGAUGUUGAGAUCAAUCUUCAACACAUUAAGGUAAACCUGAAGUGAACACCACAGCUAACAACUGAGUAGCUUGUUACUCUACGGAUAUGGCAUGAAAAUGCUUGAAGAUUUAUGCUGCUCAUAAUGACUUGGAGCAGAGUUGCUCGUCAGGCUGGUCUAAACAGUUUAAACUAACACUAGCCCAAUUCUACCGCCGCCCGGUUAGCUCAGUCGAAAGAGCGCCGGUCUGCGGAGCGGAGGACGCGGGCUCGGAACCAAGCCGGUACACACCCCAUCUUUUAAUACGCUAUUGGAGAAGAUAAAUAAUAUAAUGUAUUUUUAAAUACAGUAUAUUAAUUACAUUAAUUAUAUUAAUGUAUUAUUAUUGUAUUAUUAUUGUCUAUUUAAAAAUAGACAAGUAAAUAGAUAACAAAGAAUCACAGGAUAAUAUCAGAAGCAAUGCAGCAUAAGCCGUGCGAGUAGUACAAAUUCUUAUAACAUCUCUGCUCUUUGUGCAUGAUCAAACCAGCAGUUUCUGGUGGGUGUCCCCAAGAGCUAUGGCUCUUGGUGUCUCUUUAUAACAUAGUAGGAUGGUUGUUUGUGAAUGCCAGAACAGUUUAAAUUGGUAUUAAGCAACAUUUUAAUGGUUUAAUGUUUGCAGCACGAAUCAAAUAGCACUCUUGUUCCUGUAUGCGCCUGGUGGGAUUUCACAGCCGGGUAGGUAGGCUUGAGACGAAAACAGAAGGACAUCUCAGUAUUGCGUAUGGUGGUGUUACAUUUAGAUUCGACUACCGUCUAAAUGAGUUACCAGAUACCAUCGGAUAAAUCUCUGUCCACUGGAUAGCGUAAUUGUUUCCCCUACUGUUUAUUCAAAGGACAGUGACUUAUACAGUAAAUUGAGCUAUUCUCCUUUUAAAUAACAAGACCUUGGAGUCCUUCCACGUCCCGAUAAUUCAAGAGCUUGGAAAGCUGUUGUUGCAGAUAACAUGACUCAAAACUAAAACUGAAAAAGUAAAACUGGACGGGUUUGUUAGCUAGGAACGGGCUUUUUUUCAUUAGAUUCUGAUUUGAUUAUUUCGGGCAGCAAACUUUACCGGUGCUUUCGAGAAACAGGUCUCAGGUGUGAGAAAUAGACAUAAUGCUCUCAAGAAAAAUAGAAAAUGAUUUUGAGAGCAUGCCCCACGUCAGGCACCAGGAAACUUGAGCUAACUAAGAACUAUUUUUCUUCCUAUUUAUUUAGGGGUGGAAAUGAAAGUGGCUUGUGGUCGACAAGAGGAUGUAAAUUGGAUGACUCUGCCUCAAAUGGAACUCAUUCCGUCUGCAGAUGCAAUCAUCUCACUAAUUUUGCCAUACUUAUGAAAGUCAAAUCAGAUACAACAGAGGUAAAAGACGUGACUUUUCACAUAAUCAAACCGCACAUACUUGAACCUUCUGUAAUCCAACACACAAAAUCUUAUGAGUGCGAAACAACGAAAGGAGAUGCUAGAGCGAGGGGCGGGGAAAGAAAGGCUUUCCCUUGCCCACCCCCCUGGCUUUGCCAAUUGCUUGGGCGUUCUCUCGCGACUUUCUUCUCUCGUCUCUCGAAAUGCUACGUUUGCUCGCAGGCCGCAACUUUUACUGUUUGUUUCCCGGAAGGUGUGGGGAUCUUAAAAACGUCCAAUAUAAUAAAGCAAGUAUAAAAAUCCCUUCCUCUAAAAUCACUUGAAUACCCGCUUAGCAAAGAGGAAACGUGCUUCAGAUUGUCCAAUAUUCCUCGUCAUUAAGUAUACCUACGUAUUACCCACCCUCUGGACAUUUCCAUCUUAUUCACCUCUAUUUUCCUACUUUAACGCUCCCUAGCCAUGGAAUCAAAUAAGGCAGUAGCAAGCGAGAAAAUGUAAUAGAGGAAGUACUCGAGAUGCCAUAAGAAUCCUGGCUAUAGGAUCACACAGGUCGGGUGGUUAGCAAGGAGCGUAAUUUAAAGUAAUUCGUGUUACUAAUAUCAUUGGUGACAAAUAACUCCUCAAUUUUGGCGCGAAAUCUCAGCAUUAAUUUAUAAUUUCACAUGUGAAAUUAAAAUUGCCAUGGCAACGUUCCCUACUUCUCAGUGCCAAGAUGGCGUCAAGUUUUAAGAUAUUAUGAAUGAAGAAGUCAGGGCUUUAAAAGACGCUUUAGAAAACCUGAACACUCGAACGAGCACAUCAAGAAUGAGUUUAAUCCAAAAUUUAUCAUCUAAACUUUUCAGUGCGUGGAGUUCUUUCUCGAUGCGAUAAAAAAGUAAAAAAAAAACCUUUUGUCACCCGUGAUAUUAGUAACAAAUGGGAAACUCGUGAAAUUAGGGAGUGAUUUAGCGCGGGUGAAAUUAUUCCCUGAUUUUACUCGUCACCAUUUGAUUACGGUGUUCAACCUGAUUUGAAGGUAUCCUUUUUAAGUCACGACCAUUUAAUUGCAAAUACCUAUUAACUGGCAUUAAUUUUCUUAUAGCCAUCUGAAGCGCAUGCUCAAGCGUUAGAGAUAAUCACUUAUGUGGGCUGUGGAUUGUCCCUCAUCGGCGUGACAUUGACUGUCACCAUAAUUUCGUGUUUGUCGUAAGUAACGUUUGUCCGAAUUAUUUUCUUUAAUUUUUCUUCUUUAAAGAACAAAGAUCGCUUCACAGACCGUAUAUUUCUAGAAAGCAUAAGAAAACAAACUAUCAGUUAAGCCUUGACGUAUUUAAAGCAAAACGUUUGAAAAUCAGCUCAAAGUGUCGUGUAGUCGUUGUCCUUGUUUAAGCAAAAUGAUUGAAAAUGAGGCACCCAAUGUGAAACAGGAAUUAAAUUGGAAAUGCAAAAUACUAUUGACGCUACAGGUAACCUGAAGGAUUAAGCAUUCAUAACUUGCUAAAAAGUGCAUUUGACAAUGAUGAUUUAAGGCCAGACGACCUUGAUCUUUGUUUUUAUUUGAAUUAUGUAGUGGACUGCGCUCGGAAAGGAACUUGAUUCACCUUAACUUGUCGCUGGCUAUUGGAAUCUUCCAAAUCGUUUUCCUCGCAGGAAUUGAAGCAACGAGCAAGAAGGUUUGUUCACUGAAUUCUUCUCUGUGAAAGGUUUGAACCCAGCAGUCAUUUCAAAAGUAGGUUGAGUUUGAUCGUCCGGGUGAACGUAGUCCUGAAUAGGACUGUUGUUGUUGACAGUGACUGACGUUUCGACAAUCUGUGCGGUAGUCAUCUUCAGAGUCAAAGUGAGUUGUAUCACGUCAGUUGAUGGUAUUAUACUCUGGUUAUUGAUCUGACUGGUCAAUUACGUCGCGAUGUUAUUGGUCGCCUGUCAGUUAAGCCGUGAUGUUAUUGGCUAUGAAGACUCGUAAUCAGUAAUUGGUGCGUUUCGAUCCGUCUAUUGUCACGUGAUACAACUCAUUUUGACUCUAAAGAUGACUACUGCACAGGUUGUCGAAACGUCAGUAACUGUCAACAACAACAGUCCUAUUCAGGAUUACGUUCACCCGGACGAUCAAACUCAACCUACUUUUGAAUUCUUCUCUGUUUUAGAACUGAAAAUUUACUUGUCGAGAGAUUAUUAUUUUAAGAACGUGAAUUCUUACCACAAAAAUGGCCCGUGCUUCAUGAUACUUACUCUCACUAUUUUGUAUUUCAUUUCAGGUGAUAUGUACAAUUGUGGCCGUAUUACUUCAUUAUUUCCUGCUAGUGUCAUUUGCAUGGAUGCUAGUUGAAGGCGUUUACCUCUACAUCAUGGUCAUUACCGUGUUUGAAAGUAGCAAAGAGCAUCUGCGUAUUUAUGGGACAUGCGCCUACGGUAAGGCAUUUCAAUUCUCGGGACCAGGCUAAUCAAUGUAAAAUUUCAGAGGUCAGUGGUAGGGUUUCACACGUCGGUAGGUAGUUCAUAUAUGAUUGUUGUAGUGUACCGUAUACAGUAAACACCAGCUAAGAACUUUUUUUGAAGUCUGGCAAAAUAGGUUCUUUGGGAUACUUAUUUAGAAUUUUGGCAAAGUAUGUUCUUAAUUAGGUUCUUGAUUUGUAUUUAGGAGAUAAUAGAUUGUUGAUUACCAAAAAAGUGAAUAAACUUUGUGUUUCUUCACAACCGUAUUAUUAUAACUCUAACAAAACUGAUUACUGGAUUUAUGUACAGUUUAGUAGAGUAUUUUCCUGGUAUACUUAAGUUAACAUCUCAAAGUUACACUCUUUGGUUAAAUUGUUUAUCAUAAUUUAACUGCAACCCACAUAUAAGAACCUGCUUGAUCUUGCUUGGCUAAACAGGUUCUUAUAAGUUUUGGGUACUAAAAAGGGAAAUUUAUGCCAAGAGGCUCUUAAUCCACAGAUUCUCCCAUAAGGUUCUUUACUUGCUUGAGAUGCUUUAUUCACCUUGCAUAAGGUACUUUAGUUUCUUAAGCUCCUUUGCGUACUUGCAGCGAUGUUUUCCUUACUUGAGGUGCUUUACUUGCUUAAGAUUGAGGUAUUGUGUCUGUCUCUCCUCAAGUUACUUUUCCUUUGCGAAGAAAGAGACCAGCCCUUCAAUUAUCCACAAUUUUUUGAUUAGGGCAAAAAACAAGUGUUGUUGGUAUUGAUCUAAACAGUGAAGAAAUUUCUCAUUUGGAUAUUGAUUAUGAUUUUGGUAUAAUUUGCCAGGUUUGCCUGGAGUCAUUGUUCUUAUUUCUGCUAUUGCGGCGCAUGACGGAUACGGUACAGAUAUGAGGUAGGGUUAACAUACUGCUAUUGGUAACGUUUUGUUCUAAGCCUGAUUCAUGACUCAAAACCCAUCAACUUGAACAUCCUUGAACUGAAUGUAGGAAGGAAUGGGAAAGUUUGCAAGUUUGCAUGAGUGGCAGUAAUCUUGGAAAAUGAGGAAAAAAUAUAGUACUGGUGUAAAUCAGCCUCUCGAACCUUUUGUUCAAAUUUGUAUGCUACGGCUACGCUUUAGAAUUUGUUUAAGAGACUAAGUCAAAGGGAUUUUGUUCCGUGCAGGUCACCCCUUGUCAUUAUUGCCCGGGGAAUAGGUUGGCAUUUUCAAAAUCACCUGAAGGGCGACCGAUAUAUGAAUUGAAAUGGAUGGUGCCCCUUGUGAUCUUAAUCAUCAACCUCUGGUUAAAUGAUGAUUGUAUCUUUGUGUCUACAUGAAUGGAAUAUUUUCUUUACUCUAAUGUUUUAGCUGCUGGUUAUCUGUGGUAGAUGGAGUAAUUUACGCAUUCGUGGCACCUGCAUUAGUAAUAAUACUGGUAAGUGAGAAGAAAUAUUUGUCGGGGAGCAAGUGGUGCAGUGGUGAGAGCAAUCGCCUCCCGCCAAUGUGGCCCGAGUUCAAAUCCCAGCGUCGAUGCCAUGUGGGUUGAGUUUGUUGUUGGUUCUCUCUCUUGCUCCGAGAAGUUUCUCUCCAGGUACUCCGGUUUUCCCCUCUCCCCAAACACCAACACUUCCAAAUUCCAAUUCGAUCUGGAACGCACGGACAUUUUUCAACGAGUUCGUAAGAACUCCUUAGUGCCUCGUGGGUAAACAAAUUACAAUUACAAUUCUGUCAAAAAUAUUUAAGCCGUCCAGAUAUAAUUUUGACCAUUUUUUGACGUGCAGUUUAUGUGAGAUUUCAGCUGCUCCAGAGGCUCCUUCAUCAACCAGAUCAAACUACUGUUAUUCUUUAGACUAUAAGGUGAUUUAAUUGUACUUGCUUCUGCUUGCAGGUCAAUACGGUAAUCCUCGGACUGGUAAUAAGGGAGAUUAUUAAGAUACAGACAAACGGAAUUUCCAGUUCAUCCAAGUUUGAUCUUGUCAAGUGAGUAUUAAUAUGGUUCUUUAAACCCAUCACUCCUUCUUGAACAGGGAUGGUUAUGUGAAAUCUUUCUUUGGAUUACUAAUCAACAACAUGAUGUUGAGCGAUAUUGAGACCAUGUUGAUUUUGGUGUCUUUUGUUCUCCGCAGAUCUAGUAUCAAAUCGGCUGUUGUUUUAUUUCCGUUACUGGGUGUUACGUGGCUGUUUGGAAUCCUCGCACUGGACAGAAAAACAAUUGCAUUUCAGUACCUUUUUGCUAUUUUCAAUUCAUUACAAGGAUUCUUCAUUUUCAUAUUUCACUGCUUACUUAACUCAGAGGUGAGGAGUGUAGGAUAUUCGGUUUCUCGUUUCUCAGAAAUGGUCUGGCGAUCACACAAGAGCCCCAAAUUACUUUUCCAUGAGAAGUAGGAAAAUCUCCGCAGUUGGAGUUUAUGCAUGGAAAUAAGGGGCAUUAAUUUUUACGUUCGGUGUCUAAUAGAUCGUUUUCACUGUCACGCAACAAAAAAAUAAAUUGGAAACCGUUCAGUGGAAGAAGCCAAGAAAAUGAAAUGUUAUAAAAUAAAUUCCAAAGCUUUCACGACUCCAUUUUCUCGCAAUUCCCAGAAGAGACUUGAGCACAAAGAGAACCACACCAAAUAUAGAAAUAUGACCGGAAAGCCUCGGAUUCAUGUUAGAAUCUUAAUAUAUCGAACGUGGGCUAAGAACCGAAAAAACUGUUGAAAGGAGCCGCACAGGAUUAAGAAAGGGUUCCCACGAUUACCGGAAAUGAGGUUGAGAAGUGCUGUUUUGAUUAUUAUGUCUUUUUUAUGAGAGAAUAUUGAUAAUACAGGUUAACACACACGGUAAUAAAAACUGUCUAGUCAUAGAAACUGCUUACUGAUGCCGUCUAAAUUGUAAGUUACUAGUGUUGAUAUUUAAUUUCUUGAUUCUUUGGCUGUAUUUUAGAUCCGUAAAGUGAUACAACGAAAGAGAGAAAUCUGGUCAAGUCGUCGAACGACUCUAUUCUCACCUUCAUCGUUACCGACCACAUCAACAGCUGGCAUUUUAUCGUCUAAAGGAGCUACACUUUCGGUAACUGUGACUUUCUUUAGGAGUCUUUGUGACAGCACCAAAUCUAUUGAAAUCGCAGAUAAACCCCCCGGAAUAUUGGUAUUGAAUUAUAAGCUUUUCGUUUAUAUCGUCAUUGGCUAUUAAUCCUCUAUACAUAACAGCAACAACAACAAAAAACAAGAAAGCAAAAAAAAAAAAAAGAAAACAGAAAAUACAAAACUGGACAAAACAACAAAACUCACAAUACAACGAAGGCAUUUGGAAGAAACAUGAAUCUUGAUACUGAUUUAUUAAGUAGGCCUUUAUGGCAUAAGAAUUGAUCGCGUAGCUUAGAAACUACACCGUUCUGCAUAGGCUGAUUCAAUUUUAACUGUUCUUGAUCAGUUAGGCAAACAAUCCAAACUCCCAAGUAAGUUUCAAUAGUAAUUGACAAUCUCUUUCCUUUUAAAUCCCAGGAUGUUAACAUGAUGCCUGAAUCAGAGGACAAAAAGAUUACCGAAGGCACGAUAAACGGCGCUGUUAUCGAAUCCAGCCAAUCAGCAGAAGAAACACAAAACGCGCAUGAAAAAGUUGAUGACAACCUUAAAAGUGAGCUUCGUGGACCGCCAGCGUGGCUUCAAAAGGAAACUAAUCAGGGGUCUUCGAAAGUGAAAUUACCUCCAGUUACAGAGGCGCAUGUAAAUAAGAAGAGAAAGAGACAUUCUAGAAAUUCCAGACAAAACAGCCGAGUAAAAAUGAAUUCAACAAUAGAACCUGUGCCAGAGGAGCUUCCUAACUUAAAUGUGAACACUUGAAAUGUUUUUCCCCUGAUUAGUUAUAAUACUAGAGGUAAUCAUUGAUUACGGAUCCACGUUCGUCACUUACGGAAGAGCUAACGAGUCGAAAGGAGUCCAGUUUCCCGGGCGAGAUGCCCCUGAUAAAAUCAGUGGGGGGGCUAAUCGGCAGUCGCCCCCGAUACCUCGAAAAUUUGUGGCUUUGUACCACAGGAACACCAAGAUUAGGAUGCGUUCUGACGAACUCGAAAAAUUAACGAAAGUUAUUAGGUGCGCAUGACAUGCACACUGAGCCGUUGGUCCGUCGAAUUGCACAGUGGAACCAUUUUUAAUAGGGGCUUUAAGCAAUUCGCUACGGCGACCUCUACUGCGACGGUCGGAAGUAAAAAAGCCCAAAAAUGACGAAGUGCGCAGGCUCGGAAAUAACCCUUUGCCAAGUCCUAAACGUGACGCUGUCUUGUGGCGUAGUCGCUAUUGCUCGAGUAUAAAAUUCGACGUUUUCUCCUGUUUGCAAUUUGGCUGACGACGGUGACGUACUCUCCCCAGGACUCCGCAUCCACGACAUAGUGACUUGCUUAAAGUCCCUAUUGGCUGGUGCGAGGUUCCGUAGAAAAGUGGGUGUAAAUAGGCCAAUUCCGAGUUCCAAAACCCCUUACUUUCAAAAUGAAGGCCAAGUACACAACCUUUCUUGUGAAAAUGAGUUUUGUUUGCAUGAGAAUGAAAAAUCAUUUCCAUAUCAAAGGCUGAGCACUUAACCUCGUUUUGAUACAGAAGCCCGGGGCAACUCGAAUAUGGCCUAUUCCUUCCCCAAACAACCCCAUGGGCAAUUCAACACAACUACGGACCUAGUCUUAUGCACAACUUCAAGUUUGCCAAUUACCAGACGCAUACAGGUACAAUUAUAAAAGGCGUAAACAUUAUCAAAACUACCAUGUUAACCAUUUACUUUGCGAGACUUUCAGGAUCUCAUGUGUCUUGGCAUCUGUCGCCCGUGCUUAGCUGUUUCUGCAACACUUCAUAACACUUAACAUGUUUUAAAGUUAGGUAUUAGAUUUUUGUUUCAACCCCUAAAUAGAAACGUAUUACCCAAGGGGAGAAAAGGGCACAUAUGAAAAGACAGACAGGAAUUAGAGAAAUAAAUAUCUAGCCGAUAAUUGAAAGCUUGUCCGGCGAUAUUUGCAGCUAUUUAAUUAUGUUCCAAAAGGCAGGUUUUUUGCUUCCGAUAUAACCGAAAACGACACUAUUCAGGGAGAUGAAAAAAAACUAAAUUGUGUUAGCGAGGAGAACAAAAGGAGGAUAAGGGGA
Messenger RNA from Porites lobata, 30535 nucleotides. Lineage: Eukaryota; Metazoa; Cnidaria; Anthozoa; Scleractinia; Poritidae. The record is from the annotation of a GenBank genome assembly.